Aspergillus terreus NIH2624 is the source of this 1407-nucleotide messenger RNA. RefSeq names its product aminotransferase, class III. Gene Ontology annotation, molecular function: pyridoxal phosphate binding; transaminase activity. The coding region runs from base 1 to 1407 and encodes 468 amino acids. NCBI's taxonomy places the organism in Eukaryota, Fungi, Ascomycota, Eurotiomycetes, Eurotiales, Aspergillaceae. The record is from RefSeq and is a predicted model, not a curated record. Gene Ontology annotation, cellular component: cytosol. The transcript has 5 exons.
AUGACCCAGAUUACCAGCGCCGUCCUCCACCGUGACACCCGCUUCGUCCCUAAAAAGGCCAUCGGGGGAAAGGGGAGCUACCUCUUCCUGGAAGAUGGUACCAAGUUCCUUGACUCCACUGGCGGUGCGGCCGUCUCGUGCCUUGGACACGGCCAUGAGAGGGUCAGCGAGGCGGUCAUCGACCAGAUGAACAAGUUAGCCUACUGUCACACGGCAUUCUUUGGCACCGACGUGUCCGAGGAACUGGCGACCUUCCUCUGUGACUCCACGGGCGGCAAAAUGACAAAGCUUUACGUAGUCAGCUCCGGCUCCGAAGCAGUCGAGGCCGCGCUGAAGCUGGCCCGUCAGUACUUCCUCGAGAUCUCCAACCCUCAGCCCCAGCGCACCCGAUUCAUCAGCCGUCUUCCCUCCUACCACGGUAUCACGCUCGGUGCACUCAGUGCGGGCGGCCACGUCUACCGUCGCAAGCCAUUCGAGCCUCUUCUCUCCCAGAACACAUCCCACGUGUCACCGUGCUACGCUUACCGGGGCAUGAAAGAAAACGAGUCAGAGGCGGACUAUGUCCAGCGGCUCGCCGACGAACUGGACGCCGAGUUCCAGCGGGUCGGACCCGACACCGUUUGUGCCUUCAUCGCAGAGCCCGUCGUCGGUGCUGCUCUCGGCGCCGUCCCCGCAGUGAAAGGAUACUUCAAGGCCAUGAAGGCCGUCUGCGAGAAAUACGGUGCGCUGUUCAUCCUCGACGAGGUCAUGUCCGGCAUGGGCCGCUGCGGCACCCUGCACGCCUGGGAGCAGGAGGAUGUCGUGCCCGACCUCCAGACCAUCGGCAAGGGUCUGGGUGGCGGGUACGUGCCCGUAUCGGGGGUCCUCAUCAGCAACAAGAUCGUGAAGGCCAUGGACCAGGGCUCGGGUGCGUUCCGCCACGGCCACACGUACCAGGGCCAUCCGAUGGCGUGUGCGGCGGCUCUGGCGGUGCAGAAGGUCAUCAAGGAGGAAAACCUGCUGGAGAAUGUGCGGAACAUGGGCGCCUACCUAGAGCAGCAACUGCGGAGUCGGCUGGAAUCGCAUCAGUACGUGGGAGAUAUUCGGGGGAAGGGGUUGUUCUGGGGAAUCGAAUUCGUGAAGAAUAAGGAGACUAAGGAGCCGUGGCCGGUUGACAUCCCGGUGGCUACCUAUAUCCAGGAGACGGGAUUGAACCCGGACUAUGCUAUCUCUCUGUAUGCAGCGUCGGGCACCGUGGACGGCACGCGCGGCGACCAUGUCCUGCUCGCGCCUCCUUAUAAUGUCAGCAAGGAGGAGAUUGAUAUCAUUGUUGACACGACUGCUCGCGUUAUCGAUCGUGUUUUCGAGCAGAUUGGCGGGCUUGAUGACCUGGUUGCUAUGCUGAACGACGGUCCACGCCGCGGCUAG